AGAUGGACGACUCAGAAGACAAAUCGUCGCCCGACAGCGUCCCCAAAUGGCAGCUCAACGCGCCCGCCGACGACGACGACGAACACGAACCCAACACGGAGCACACGGCGCAGGCGCAGUCCCAGUCGCAGGCGCAACAGCAUGGAGAUGAAGCCCACGCGGACAGGCUGCAGGUCGCGCGCCGGUUUCUGGAGGACGACGCCGUCAAAGCCGCUCCGCGACACACCAAAGCCGACUUUUUAAAGUCCAAGGGCGUCGACGAUGCCGAUAUCAGGUACCUUUUGGAUGGCAUAGAAGAAGAAGAGGAGGGUGAGGCACCAAAGGCCAAGGACGCAACACCAGCGCCAACAGACAAAUCAUUCGCCCCCAAACAACCCGCCGCCGCCGCCUCUGCCUCUCCAUCUCCCACCCCUAUCCUCGCACCCGGCGAACGCCCCCCCGUCGUGACAUACCCCGAGUUCCUCACCAAGCCCCAGCGCCCACCCCCCCUGGUCACCACAAACGGACUCCUCAACACGCUGUAUGCCUUUGGAGGCUUGUCCGCGCUCAUCUACGGCACGACAAAGUUCGCCGUCGAGCCAAUGGUGGAGAAGCAGACGAGCGCGCGCAUCGAGCUGCACGAGACCGCGGCAAGCAAGCUCGACGCCAUCGUCGCCAAGCUCGAAAACACCGUCUCCGUCGUGCCCUCGUACAAGUCCGCUUCUGCUGUGGCCAACGCAACGGACGCAAACGAGGAAGAUCCGUCUGAAAUGUUCCACCGCGACGUCGGCACCCAGACAUCCUUCCCCACCAGCCCUUCUACCUCAUCGCUCCAGAGCAAGGGCGAGGCCGAGUCGAAGCUCCAAGAGGAGCGUCUCUCGAAAUUCGCAAAGUCACUCAAGGGGCUUACCGAGGAUUUCACCUCGCAGAGCACCGACUCCCAGGACAUCAAGGUCCUGCUGGACGUUUUCCGUGACGACCUGGAUACCAUGACGUACGGGCAUCACGCUGAGCUAUUCGGGGGAUAUGACAAGAGGAAGAAGAAGCCCGAUUCGGAAGACGAGAUACGCAAAGUAAGGGACAACAUCAGGAGGAUAAAGGGCGUACUGCUGAGUGCGAGGACGUUUCCUACAUCUGCCAGGUAAAA
This is a messenger RNA of Trichoderma citrinoviride, 1126 nucleotides long. RefSeq lists its product as hypothetical. The record is from RefSeq and is a predicted model, not a curated record. Gene Ontology annotation, cellular component: peroxisomal importomer complex; peroxisomal membrane. The transcript is spliced from 2 exons. Lineage: Eukaryota; Fungi; Ascomycota; Sordariomycetes; Hypocreales; Hypocreaceae. Gene Ontology annotation, molecular function: signaling receptor binding. The annotation marks the transcript as partial. Gene Ontology annotation, biological process: protein import into peroxisome matrix, docking.